This is a messenger RNA of Galeopterus variegatus (Sunda flying lemur), 1155 nucleotides long. It is a transcript of the gene ZDHHC12, whose product is annotated as zinc finger, DHHC-type containing 12. Gene Ontology annotation, biological process: peptidyl-L-cysteine S-palmitoylation; protein targeting to membrane. Gene Ontology annotation, molecular function: protein-cysteine S-palmitoyltransferase activity. Bases 30 to 833 code for a protein of 267 amino acids. The transcript has 5 exons. The record is from RefSeq and is a predicted model, not a curated record. Gene Ontology annotation, cellular component: endoplasmic reticulum; Golgi apparatus. Lineage: Eukaryota; Metazoa; Chordata; Mammalia; Dermoptera; Cynocephalidae.
UCUUCCGGGUGGGGCCCUGGGCCGAGGCGAUGGCGCCUUGGGCGCUCCUUAGCCCUGGGGUCCUGGUGCGGACCGGGCACACCGUGCUGACCUGGGGGAUCACGCUGGUGCUUUUCCUCCACGAUACCGAGCUGCGGCAGUGGGAAGAGCAGGGGCAGCUGCUCCUGCCCCUCACCUUCCUGUUCCUGGUGCUGGGCUCCCUGCUGCUCUACCUGGCCGUAUCGCUCAUGGACCCAGGCUACGUGAACGUUCCGCCCCAGCCCCAGGAGGAGCCCAAGGAGGAACAGACAGCCAUGGUCCCUCAGGCCAUCACCCUUAGGCGCUGCAGAUACUGCCUGGUGCUGCAGCCCCUGCGGGCCCGGCACUGCCGGGAGUGCCGCCGCUGCGUCCGCCGCUAUGACCACCACUGCCCCUGGAUGGAGAAUUGUGUCGGGGGACGCAACCACCCGUUAUUCGUGGCCUACCUGGCGCUGCAGCUGGUGGUGCUUCUGUGGGGCCUGUCCCUGGCAUGGUCAGGCCUCCGGUUCUUCCAGCCCUGGGGGCUGUGGCUGCGGUCCAGCGGGCUCCUGUUUGCCACCUUCCUGCUGCUGUCCCUCUUCUCAUUGGUGGCCGGCCUGCUCCUGGCCUCGCACCUCUACCUGGUGGCCAGCAACACCACCACCUGGGAGUUCAUCUCCUCACACCGCAUUGCCUACCUCCGCCAGCGGCCUGGCAACCCCUUCGACCGCGGCCUGACCCACAACCUGGCCCACUUCUUCUGCGGAUGGCCCUCAGGGUCCUGGGAGACCCUCCGGGCCGAGGAGCAGGAGGAGGGCAGCAGCCAGGCUGUUUAGGAUCGCUGGAGGUGGGGCCCCCAUCUUGUGCCUGAAAACCCAAGGGGUUGUACCCGGCUGGGGUCAGCCUGUAGAGGGCCUGGGGCCCCUCACUCCUGCCUGCUCCUCCCAGGCCUCAGAGCAGAGCUUUGAGACAGAAUCCCCACCUCAGUGGGCAGUUCUCUCUCCCAAGAGAAGAGGGGAGGAACAGGAUCUGUAGGGGGCUCGGGCACAAAUGGACCCCAGGCUCCACCCUGCCCACAAACCAGGCUGCGUCCAGUGCACAGUUUUACAAAUUUAAUAAUCCAUAAAGCAAGUCAAGUAUUAAAAAGACAAACCAAAA